Tricharina praecox is the source of this 399-nucleotide messenger RNA. RefSeq lists its product as uncharacterized. The transcript is spliced from 2 exons. NCBI's taxonomy places the organism in Eukaryota, Fungi, Ascomycota, Pezizomycetes, Pezizales, Pyronemataceae. The record is from RefSeq and is a predicted model, not a curated record. The coding region runs from base 65 to 334 and encodes 89 amino acids.
CUGUACUCUAUGUCAACUGGUGUCGACGAUGCCUGCCCUGUCACCAUAACCCCCUAUCAAUCUAAUGAUCUCCAGAAUGCGUCUCGCUUUAAGGCGUCACAGGCACGUAAUUGCGUGGUUGAUUGCCUCCAUCAACGUGGCCGCAACCGGGAGUAUUUGCAAUCCUUCCUUUGGUUAUGGGCAUCCGUCGGUCCGCCGGUGCCUGACCGGAAGCCUUGGGAACAGUGCUCUAGUGGUCAGCGGUUGCUCACACCAGGGUAGAAACUCCCUGCCGAUUCUCGGUUCGGGAGGUAGGUACUCCACCGGAGAGGUAGGUACCAGGAGCUGCCAAUAAGUGGUGCCUCACCACCAUUACGCAUUUUAAGCAGUAGUCUAUAUUAGGAGCGCACUAAGUCAGAU